This is a messenger RNA of Cannabis sativa, 1013 nucleotides long. RefSeq lists its product as uncharacterized. The record is from RefSeq and is a predicted model, not a curated record. Bases 73 to 633 code for a protein of 186 amino acids. The transcript is spliced from 2 exons. Lineage: Eukaryota; Viridiplantae; Streptophyta; Magnoliopsida; Rosales; Cannabaceae.
AAUAGAAACAAGUCAAUUUGAGUCAUUUAACAUGUUCAACAACACUUCUACUAUUUCCUCCAUUUCCAAUUAAUGGAUCCAAGAAUCUCUUUCUCCAAUGAUUUUGUAGAUAAUAAUAAUAAUAAUAAUUUACUAACAGCCAUGCAGAUCAAGAAACAUGAAGCAAUCUACAGAGAAGCUCCUGUGUCUUCUGAUUUCGAAUUCUCUGUUAAAAAUUACUCAAUGAGGUCUGCUGAUGAGAUUAUGUUUCAAGGUAUGUUGUUGCCUUCUAUGAAGAACAAUAGUUCUAGAAAUAGUAAUAAUAACUUGCUGCAGCAACAACAAAUUCAGAAGAAGAACACUUUGAAAGAUGAACUACUUGUUGAUCAUGAUGAUGAUGAAGAUGAUGAUGAUGUUGAUGAUUAUGGAGACAUAUUUUCUAGGCCACCUAAGAGCUUAGCUCGAUGGAAGGAACGGUUUGGCCUUAAGAAAUCCAAUAUUUUGGGUAGAAAAAUAAAGACUACUUCUGCUGCUAAUGCUGCUGCUGCUAUUGAUCAUCACAUGGUUUUUGAUACUGCCUUCACCACCAAACAAAAUCAGGAAAAGGUUAUAUUUGAAGGAGGCUUAAAAUGCAUAGAGAACAAUGCAAUGUAAUAAGAAGAUUUAGAUCUAAAGUCAGAGAUGGGUCAUGUGGUUAUAGUCAUGAUUAGCAUUUACUACAAUUUUUAAGUCUUUUCUACUCCUAAUUUUAAUGUCAUUAUUAGAAUGAUAUAAUUACCCAAAAAAUUAUGUUAAGGUCUUUGGCUGAUUUUUUCUUUUUUUCCUUUUUUCGUCUCUCAUUUUGAGAAGAUGGUGAGCAAGAAAAGAGUGUUUUGGAAGUAGUUUUGGCUUUGUACAAAUAUGUUUUUUUAUAGUGUUGAAGAACUUGUAUGAGUUGGGGUGGUACUAUAUAUUAUUCAUCAUGUUAAUGUAUCUAGCUAAUUUAGCUCUUUUCUAUUUCAAUAUUGAUAUUGGAUAUGGCUUCUUCUUUUUCA